Molecule: messenger RNA, 864 nt
Organism: Protopterus annectens (West African lungfish)
Lineage: Eukaryota; Metazoa; Chordata; Ceratodontiformes; Protopteridae
Product: transmembrane protease serine 3-like
Exons: 3
Coding region: 80-733 (217 amino acids)
Biological process (GO): proteolysis
Molecular function (GO): serine-type endopeptidase activity
Source: RefSeq, a predicted model, not a curated record
ACCGAGUAAAUGGAGAGCUGUAUUUGGACUGAGAGAGCUGAAGAAAUUUGAUAGCUGGACUGUUGUAAGAGAUCUCCAAAUGAUAGUUAUGCAUGAGCAUUACAGUAGGCCAAAUAACGAUGUGGCAUUAGUGAAAAUGGAAGAAGCUAUACCGCUUGGGGAUUUCAUCAAGCCAAUAUGUUUUCCAACUACAGACAAGUUUGAUUACAGCCUGUGGAAAGGCUGUUAUGUCACAGGAUGGGGACUGCAAGAGGAAUAUGGGAAAGUUGCUCCUGUACUACAGCAAGCUGCACUAACUCUUAUCCCUUCUGACGUCUGCAGGAAAAGGGAAGUGUAUGGAGACAGCAUCACUGAAAACAUGAUCUGUGCCGGAUACAUAAGUGGGGGUAUUGAUGCAUGUCAGGGUGACAGUGGUGGACCACUUUCUUGCCAUCCUGAGUCAACAGAUAACUAUUUUCUCAUUGGGAUAGUAAGCUGGGGUGAAGGAUGUGGACAAGCUUUCAAACCUGGAGUUUAUACCUUAACCAGUAAAUAUGUUGACUGGGUACAGCGGCAUGUGACUCUAGCAGGUGAGUCACAAGUAACCAACCUGGAAACUCCAGUGAAAAAUGAGCCAGUAUAUGUUCCAGCAUGCGAUGAAGCAGUGACAUUUAGAAAUUUAAACACCUGCUUUGAAUACUUAAUCUUUGUAUUUUCAUGUAUUUGUAUUAUUUUACAAGGUUAUCUUGUGUAGGUGUUCAUAAAAAAUGCCUGUGGUGAACCUGUGCAGAAAUGUUAGUGACCAAAACAAAUGUAUUUUCCUACAAAUAAAUGAUGUACUUAUAUCUGUGUGUGAUACUUCAUUGCAUUAUUAUACUAGAUGUG